GUAAACUCAGCUCGGGAUGCAGAUGGUGUGAGUCAGUGCAAGCUGCUGGACCUGUUGCGUGCACUAGAGUACAGGCGUAGGAAAAGCAGGGAGAGAUUUGUACUUGUCUACUUUAUUAUGGGUUUACUGAGAGCACAUCCGCUUCUAGAAGUCAUCCUGGGCUUCAUUUGCAUGAUGAAUGAACAUCCCUUUUUUUUAAGCUCCUAAAAGAGGAAGUUAGUAGUAGCUUGCUUGGCUCACGUGCUGUGCUUGGAGUGAAAUGAUCUUUAGACUGGAGCUGUUGCUCGUCAUUGUGGAAUAGCCCUCAGAUAACGAAGGAACUUUCCCAGAGUAGUCUAGUCCAUACUGAUGGUCAGGAUCAACUGAAGAGCAUCUAUGCCCUCAGGAGAUGUGUGGUGGUACAGCAAACAGUACAAACUGGCCAGUAGGCCAACAGGAGUCAGCCAGAUGUGUGACCAAUGCCACUUUUGGUGCUGGGAGGAUUUUCAAGACACUUGUAUGUGCAAAGAUUCCAAAAUGUGCCAGAGGAGGACGGAACACAAAUUCCACAGUGUUCAACCACAGUUGGUCGUGUUCGGAGUUUGACUUGAGUGACAUUCGUCUGCUGGUGUACCAGGACUGUGAGAGGAGAGGCAGACAAGUCAUGUUUGAUUCCAGAGCCGUUCAGAAGAUGGAAGAGGCAGCAGCUCAGAAAGCAGAGGAUGUCCCUGUUAAAAUGUCAGCCAGAUGCUGUCAGGAAAGCGGCAGUGUCAGCAGCAGCAGCAGCACCAGCAGCAGCAGCAGCAGCUUUUCUCAUAGCUUUGGAGGAUCUUUACAGCACGCUAAGGAGCAGCUUCCACGGUACCAGUACACGAGACCAGCAUCUGAUGUCAACAUGCUUGGGGAAAUGAUGUUCGGCUCGGUUGCAAUGAGUUACAAAGGCUCCACCCUGAAGAUACACUACAUACGAUCUCCUCCACAACUGAUGAUUAGUAAAGUCUUUUCUGCUCGAAUGGGUAGCUUCUGUGGAAGUACAAAUAACCUGCAGGACAGCUUCGAAUGCAUCAACCAAGAUCCUCAGGCUGGAAAACUGAACACGAGUCAGAACAGUUUGGGUCCUUUCCGUACCGGAAGUAACCUAGGUUUGCUGCAGGCGUGCAGCGGCAAACUGCUGCAGGGGUUGUCUGAAGGAGGACCUCUCCGGCUCACCCGGAGCGCUUCUUUCUUUGCAGCACACAGCACACCUGUGGAUAUGCCAAGCAGAGGGCAGAAUGAAGACAGGGACAGUGGCAUUGCUCGAUCAGCUUCACUGAGCAGCCUUUUGAUCACACCCUUCCCGUCUCCGAGCUCCUCUACAUCCUCUUCCAGCAGUUACCAGCGCCGCUGGCUUCGAAGUCAGACGACGAGUUUGGAAAAUGGCGUCUUUCCAAGGAGGUCAACUGAUGAGGCAUUUAGCUUGGCUGAAGAAACGUGUAACUCUAAUCCAGCCAUAGUUAGACGGAAGAAGAUUGCCAUCAGCAUCAUCUUUUCCUUGUGUGAGAGAGAGGCAGCACAGCGGGAUUUCCAGGACUUCUUUUUCUCCCACUUCCCUCUGUUUGAAUCUCACAUGAACAGGCUGAAGAGUGCUAUUGAAAAGGCCAUGAUCUCCUGUAGGAAGAUCUCUGAAUCAAGUCUCCGGGUCCAGUUUUAUGUGAGCCGUCUGAUGGAAGCACUAGGAGAAUUCAGAGGGACUAUCUGGAACUUAUAUUCUGUUCCAAGGAUAGCUGAACCAGUAUGGCUUACCAUGAUGUCAAACACCUUGGAAAAAAACCAACUCUGCCAGCGCUUUCUCAAGGAAUUUAUACUUCUGAUUGAACAAGUCAACAAAAACCAGUUUUUUGCUGCCUUACUGACUGCGGUGUUAACCUACCACCUGGCCUGGGUGCCCACUGUCAUGCCUGUUGACCACCCUCCCAUUAAAGCCUUCUCGGAGAAGCGUACCUCUCAGUCAGUGAACAUGCUGGCCAAAACACAUCCAUAUAAUCCUCUCUGGGCACAGCUGGGUGAUCUUUACGGAGCUAUAGGCUCUCCAGUGAGACUGACUCGCACCGUGGUGAUUGGGAAGCAGAAGGAUUUGGUCCAGCGCAUUCUUUAUGUUCUGACCUACUUUCUCCGUUGCUCUGAACUGCAAGAGAAUCAGCUGACCUGGAGUGGGAGUCAUAAUGAGGAUGACCAGGUUAUAAAUGGGAGCAAGAUUGUAACCGCCUUGGAAAAAGGAGAGGUGGAAGAGUCUGAAUAUGUGGUAGUUACAGUGAGCAAUGAGCCUGCUCUGGUACCACCAAUCCUACCAGCAGGGACAACUGAGAGGAGGAGCCCUGAGCCUACAGUAGUAGCUGAAGGCAUUAAUACUGAUGACUUGGGUCACAAACCUGAAAAAAACAGAUGCAAGAGGCCAGAGCAGAAUUCUGAGGCCAGUAGCAUGGGGUUCCAAGAGGCAGAACCUGACAGUUGGCAUGAACCUCAAGGCAUAUUCUGUGAACAUAAACAGAAUGACCAAGAGGAAGCCCAAGAUUGUUCUUCAAGUCCUCCCAGCUGUGAGGUGCCCAGGGUAAGAAGAAGAAUGGACCACCAGACCUUCCACUCGGGGCUGCAUGGGGAGAUGCUAAAGAAGCGAGCAGAACAGUCAGCAGCCUGGCCCUGCCCUCACAGACAUUCCCAGGAGGAUCCUCCUGUUGAAAAGGUCACCUUCCACAUUGGAAGUUCCAUCUCCCCAGAGUCUGACUUUGAAAGCCGCACUAAAAGAAUGGAGGAGCGCUUAAAGGCCUGUGGACAUUUCCAUGGGACCAGUGCCUCUGCCAGGUCUAGCUUGGACACUGACCUGACUCAAGACCAGCAGGGCUCUGGGUGCUCCUUCAAAGCUAACUUUCAAAAGGACAUCAUGCCUCAGGACCACUCUUCAGAGGGAGAAGAUGUCUCUGAGGACAGAGGCCUCCAAGCCAGCAUGGCACAUGCUGUGGGACAACCUAGCCAAGUCGAUGGCUCCCUUGCACAUUCCAUUUGUGCAGGAGGAGGUAGCCAGAGACUUCCGGCACAGACUAGAGAUGUGCAAUUAAAAGGUGACAAAGGACCUUCAUCAGAGCCUGUUCCAAACAGAUGUAGGCAGCAGGGUGGCCUGCUGAUUGCUGCAGAUGUCCCCUAUGGGGAUGCCAGUAGUAAGGUCAACUACAGGAGCGAAGGAGACAUUCCCAGGAAUGAAAGCUUGGAUAGUGCUCUUGGAGACAGUGAUGAUGAAGCGUGUGUUUUAGCCCUGCUAGAACUAGGUCACAGUUGUGACAGGACUGAAGGGUCCUUGGAAGUGGAGCUGCCUCUGCCAAGGUCUCAGAGCACCAGCAAGCCAAAUGUUAGGAAUUUUGGCCGCUCACUUCUGGCAGGUUACUGCGCCACGUACAUGCCUGAUUUGGUGCUGCAUGGAACCAGCAGCGAUGAGAAGCUGAAGCAGUGCCUGGCAGCUGAUCUGGUCCACACGGUGCAUCAUCCAGUGCUCGACGAGCCCAUAGCCGAAGCUGUCUGUGUCAUUGCAGACACCGACAAGUGGACUGUCCAGGUAGCCACAAGUCAGAGGAAAGUGAUGGACACCAUGAAGCUGGGCCAGGAUGUCUUGGUCUCUAAUCAGGUGUCCAGUUUACUUCAGUCCAUCUUACAGCUCUAUAAGCUUCACCUCCCUGCUGAUUUUUGCAUCAUGCAUCUGGAAGACAGACUACAGGAGAUGUACCUUAAAAGUAAAAUGCUUUCAGAGUAUCUCCGGGGACACACACGUGUGCACGUGAAAGAGCUGAGUGUGGUGUUAGGGAUUGAAUCCAAUGACCUGCCUCUGCUGACUGCCAUCGCCAGCACUCACUCUCCGUAUGUGGCACAGAUCCUCUUAUAGCCAACUGCAGGACAGUUCUCAUUGAAAAAUGAGCCAGGAAGGAGGAAGCGCUCAGUGAUGGCAGAGGCGUGAGAACACGGAGCAGUCGCCCCUUGUUGUUCAUGUGGCUGCUGCCUAGUGGCUCUUACGUUGGGAGGCUUGUGUUUACUCUAUGCAGUGGCAAUUUGUGAUUGUUCAGGAACACUCUGAGCCAUUGUCACCCAGGAGUCAAAAGAAAGUAACCUUUCUGGCGGGAGGGAAAUGUAAGCAACACUGUCAAACUAGGCAGACGCCCCCAUGCUGUUGGGGAGAAUACUGAGGGCUGACUCAGGAGUAAGGGUAACCAAUGUCUACAACAUUCCAGUAGGAAAGUGUUUCCUGUUCAAGCAUGAGAGAGCAUGAAGGGUCACUCUAAGACCGAGCUGUGGCUUCUGGGGCAGAGCUUUUCUGUGAACAUGGACCUAAAGAAAGCCAUGUUGUGCCACGGUCAGCUUGGAGCCGCAGCAGCUACUGUUGGACACAGGAUGUGGAAGAGGAUUGCCUAUUGAGAAGAGAGUGCUCCAGAGACCUACGGCUGUCACUUCUCAGAGCUUCCUGUGGUUCCAGUACAGCCAAGGCAGGCCUGAGAGGGACUGCUGGUGCAGUAAGCUCAGGAUUCAGUGUAGCACCCUGUUCGGUCAGGUGUUUUGGAGUACAUAGUCUGACACUGGGUACUCGUCUCUGGCUUUCGUGUCUUUAGCCUUCUCCAGAAAGACCUUUUACCAAAGUUGUUUCCGUGAGCUCAGGCGAUGUUCUGCGGCUGAGCUCGCCCAGCCUAAGCCUCUUUCCUCCCAGCAGUCGUGCUGCUGCCUGCUUGUGCUGUAAGGUGCAGCUGCCAGCUGGGGAGGGAACCUGCAGCAGCUCUGUCUGACAAGGACAGCAGGCAGCCCGAACAUUGAGAAGCAAUCCAUGUGCGAUCUCAGUUUUCACACGAUCAGUUCUGCACUUUUUAAUCCUUUUCAUAUUCUUUAAAAAAACAAAAUCUCUCCAGAAGUUAACUUGACCAUUUGUAAAAUUUACCAAAGUGAAGAACUGUCAAAGCCCAAUUGGUCAUUAAAUGGAAAGAACCCUAGUUUACUGACCAUAAAACAGUCCAUGUUAAAAUACUUUAAAAACAGAAAUUCUGGUGUUUAAAAGACAGGAGCCAGUCAAGUAAAGUCAAAUGCUGUCAGCUCCUCAGUCCUUCCCAUGAGUCUCUGGUGCCUGAGAAUGUGGGAUAGCCUCUAGGGGCUCUGUAGUUUAUAUCUGAUCCAAUCCUGAUCCAUGUGACAUGUUUGUCUCUCUUCAUUACAAAUACAAGUUAGUUGAGAUCAUGUGCUCCUUAAGUUACUGGGGACAAAUGGCCUACACAUCUCUUAGAAGUGGGCCAGAGUGUGGACUCUCACGACCCUCCCCCUCCCCCUCCUUUUCCUCCUCUUCCUUCCCGCCUCACCCUAAGCAUCUCUCAUUUUUUUGUGAUAUGUGAAUAGUUGGUUCUUCCAGGCACUUAAGAUCUUUAAUUUGCAUUUUUGUAUUUCACAAAGUUGAAGUGUCCCAUUGUUUUAACUAUCUUUCCAUUUUCUAUUACCUGACAUUUGUUUGCUGAUUUCAGUUUCCUGGCUCCAUGAUAUCAUCGUUUGCCAGGGAACCCCACUUGUGGCUCGACUUUCCAGGCACUUGUUUUCCCUUGGUGUGGAUGAGCCGUCAGAGCAGGUUCCCUAACCAUUUCAUAGCCACCCUUGGUGUCGAUGAGCCGUCAAAGCAGAUUUCAUAACCAUUUCAUAGCCACCCUUGCCAGCUUACAACUUUCCCCUUCUUUCUCCUGGAUUCUCUCGUUUACACGUAGACUCUGCCUCAUUCACCAGCUUUGGAGGUUUUGGAGAAAAUAACUCUAUACAGAAUCAGAUUGGUCCUCAUGUAGAUGUAGUAACAUGUUGACAGCCAGAUUUGGGGAAUUGAGCUGUCAUCAGGCUAAAUCUCAGCUUCAUGAAGAAAAACUUAGCCCAGCACUUCAAAGCCUGAAAAAAAAUUAAACCUGCCUCUUUAUCUGAUGUUCCAAAUUUCAGAAGAAAAGUGGGAAACCCUGGGCUCACAUGGGUUAUCUCAGCACCCCACCAUCACUUGCUAUUGCAGAGAAAGAUGUGCUGUUCUUCUGGCUCCCAAGGUGUGGGGUGUUUCCUUUGUCUUAAAUUCAGCCUCAGAAGCAGAAAAACAAUAAGCAAAGCAUCUCAUGGACUUGUGUUGAGACACACCCACAUCCUGUCUCACCGAUGGCGUCAUUCUGUCAUAGCCGAAGAGUCCAAAAAGGUAGUCCACCUUCUAGGCAUAACUCAAGGGAAAAAAUUUUUUUUAAUGUUUAAAUAAAGAAAUCUACCUCAGUUGACAGGAUUCCACCUACCCUAGGGUUUCUUCGGCUCUUCAGUCUCACCUGUUAGGUGUCACUGGGCAGCACUCUGCCUGUUUGACUAAGCAAGCUAGCAAGGCACCGCAGAGCAGAAGUGCGUCAGUGUCCUGUGAUGACCUCUUUCUAGCAUGUUGCAGUUUUAUAUUUGUUAAGUUGAUAAGUGAUAAUGAAUGUUGUAUAGGCAAUUGUGUAUGUUUUCAAAAGGACAAUGAAAAUGUAAAAUGUAGCUUCCAUACUUGUGCAUAAUUCCAAAGUACCUUAUUUUACCAGUGUUAAAUAGCUUUUGUACAGCUUCAGCCCAUUUUCCAGGUGUGCUGUUUCAUACGGGAAGUAACUCACGUUCUCACAUCUCAUGGAGCUGCGUUUACACAUCGCAACUUUUUAACUUACCACGUUUUUCAAAAUUAACAUUUUUGGAGGGAGGAAAUUCCCCACUUGCUAAAUGAUACUAAACUGUUGUCUGGGCUCUUAAAAAUCAGGUCUUUGGAUUUUAUAAAGUAGUCUGUAGCUUUUUAGGUUCUUCGUUAGUUGGAUGUAUAUAGAGACUAUAAAACAACUCUUGAAUUCUUUUAAGCAUCUGAAGUUCUCCAUUGAUGCACAUUCGGGUAUUGUGUUCACGCAGACUUCCAUCAUCAAAUUGAAAAGGUCCACAGCUUCUCUUACUUAAUGUGAACCCUUUGUUUUUAUCGUGCUUGGUGGAGAGGAAUACACUUCUUACCUAAAUCCAGAAGCCCCCUUUGAAUGUUAAUUUUUUUAAAUGUUAAAAUUUGGUGAACGUCUGAAACAUGUAUUUGCAUUAUUUUUAAAUUUCAGUGUUUUAAAAGGAGACCAUUCUGGGGUGAGUUAUUAUUGAUGUUUCAUUAAGAGAAAUUGAUAGGACUGUUUUUUAAGUCAGUUGAGUGGAUACAACUGUCAGUGUGUGGAAACUUUUUCCUAAAACAACAUUCAUGUAUUAUUUUGAUCCAUUUUCUGUGACAUUUGGUGCAAUAAACUUUUGAAUUUAUCUUGCUUAUUUUCCUGAUGCUGCAUGAUUUGCUUAUUGCAUUUAAUCAAAUACAGGAUCUUUCAGUAACGUAUGGUGAACCAAGGUCACUGAAUCUGUCAGUACUCUGGAAGUGCAGGGAGAUUUUGAUUAGGACCCUGCUGAGUGAGACCACUGGCCCUAGCACACUGAUGCCCUUUGGGCCAGGGAUGUCAGAAGACACAUCCUGGAGUCCAUGGGAAUGCCCCAGAGCCAGUCUGUGUGACCUUUAAUUGCCCUACCUGACAUUCACCGGCAUAAUAAAUCUCUUUUUAACGAUCUAA
This is a messenger RNA of Mastomys coucha (southern multimammate mouse), 7592 nucleotides long. It is a transcript of the gene Fnip2, whose product is annotated as folliculin interacting protein 2. The record is from RefSeq and is a predicted model, not a curated record. The transcript has 18 exons. Lineage: Eukaryota; Metazoa; Chordata; Mammalia; Rodentia; Muridae. Gene Ontology annotation, cellular component: cytoplasm. Bases 389 to 3886 code for a protein of 1165 amino acids. Gene Ontology annotation, molecular function: ATPase inhibitor activity; protein-folding chaperone binding.